This is a messenger RNA of Eremomyces bilateralis CBS 781.70, 1056 nucleotides long. RefSeq lists its product as uncharacterized. The transcript has a single exon. NCBI's taxonomy places the organism in Eukaryota, Fungi, Ascomycota, Dothideomycetes, Eremomycetales, Eremomycetaceae. Bases 103 to 855 code for a protein of 250 amino acids. The record is from RefSeq and is a predicted model, not a curated record.
CAAACAAAAGUGCUUUUACGACACUGCUUCUAUUUCUACGAUCGACUUUGGGCGGCUUCGUUUCGGGUUUGACAUUCGUGGACAUUGCGAUUCCUAUCACUGAUGGUCCUCAUUGCUUCGGUUUGGGCGGGUGUUGCCUUACCCUCACUGUUGCGAUGGUUCAUCUUGGGUUUUCCAGUCACCCAGCCAACUGGUGCCUGUGGCAUGUUACCAGGCAAAUCGAUCAGCAAUCGCCGUCCACACCCUGGAGUUUCUAUUGAGUUUACAGCACCGGUCACUGUAUAUUUACCCGCGCACCGACAAAAGUUCCGCCUCCUGCUUUUUUUAUCAGCUCGACAACGCGAUAGCUCUACCACUGUGAUCAUCGGUGCCGUGGCAACUGCAUACCACCGCGGUGUACCGGAGCGUGCAAUGACGCAUCAUGGGCUCGACUCGCUCGCAAUACAUAUUGCAUGGAAGAGAAGAUUGUUGGCCUCGCGGCUUACAUCGGUCUUGUGGACUUCGGAACACAGAUCCAGUCUCUUACUGUGCACCACCUUCAUGGUUGAAAUCAUUUCCUUUUCCUUUCCUUUUAUCUGCUUUCCACGUCCUGCUUUCCUCGCUUUUUCCACUGUACCUUCUAGCAUCAUGUUAACCCAAACUUUUCCUCCCUUCUUCAUCCUUUUCUUGUUUGCUUCUUUCGAGGCGACGAGAAAAAAUAUUGCACAGACACCACCAAUAGAUUGCACAGUGUUGCAUUCACGAACGGAGACGAAACUCAAUACCCUUUUCUUUCUGGCAGACAAUCGGGCUCUUGUUGUCGCACUCGUGCUUCGACAAUCCCACGACAAGGAUACCUCUGGUUUUUCAGCAUAGCGUAUCACCUUCAGCAUUGCCUUGGCGGAUGAUUGGCGUGAUUUCAACAGCACGAUGACUUUUUGCGAUGACAUCCCCCACAGCGAUUCCGUUGCCUCUUCUUGACGUGGAAUCCUGGUCCUUUGGUGGCCCUGGAUGAAGCAAUCUUGAGUUGGAUCGGUGGAGGAUCGGGUUCCUAUUGGAACUGGUGGCAUUGCAUCA